AUGAAGACACUUCUUCUCCUCUCUGUCCUUGCCCUGCUGGCCUUCCUGGCCCAGGCUGAUCCUCUUCCAGCAGCAGCUGAGGAGACGAAAAAUGAGGAGCAGCCAGGGGCAGAGGACCAGGAUGUGACCAUUUCUUUUGGGGACCCAGAAGGCUCUGCUCUUCAAGAUGCAGCCUCAAGAAAGUUCCCGACAUGCUACUGUAGAAGACGGCACUGCAGAUUACUAGAACGCGUCAGGGGACUCUGCACCAAUGGCCGCUUGUUAUGCUGCCGCUAA
Arvicola amphibius (Eurasian water vole) is the source of this 276-nucleotide messenger RNA. RefSeq names its product alpha-defensin 3-like. The record is from RefSeq and is a predicted model, not a curated record. Gene Ontology annotation, biological process: antimicrobial humoral immune response mediated by antimicrobial peptide; defense response to Gram-negative bacterium; antibacterial humoral response. The transcript has 2 exons. Lineage: Eukaryota; Metazoa; Chordata; Mammalia; Rodentia; Cricetidae. Gene Ontology annotation, cellular component: extracellular matrix. The coding region runs from base 1 to 276 and encodes 91 amino acids.